AGCCGCUCUGAGGCGUGCGCUGGGUUUCCGGUCGCGAGCCGCCCUGGGCUCCAUGUGGGAACUGCUGUGAGGGGUUUGCGAUCCGAGUGCUGCCGAAAUCGAGCUCCCGGAUCCCGCCAGCGGGAGAGAUGACGUCCUUAGCCCAGCAGCUCCAGCGCCUCGCCCUCCCGCAGAGCGACCCCAGCCUCCUGUCCAGGGAUGAAGUUGCCUCUCUGUUGUUUGACCCCAAGGAAGCGGCCACCAUCGACCGGGACACCGCCUUUGCCAUCGGGUGCACCGGCCUGGAGGAGCUGCUCGGCAUCGAUCCCGCCUUCGAGCAGUUCGAAGCCCCCUUGUUCAGCCAGCUCGCCAAGACCUUGGCGCGCAGCGUGCAGACCAAAGCCGUGAACAAGCAGCUGGAUGAGAACAUUUCGUUGUUCCUCAUUCACUUGUCCCCCUACUUCCUGCUGAAGCCAGCACACAAGUGUCUGGAGUGGCUGAUUCACAGGUUCCACAUCCAUCUGUAUAAUCAAGAUAGCCUCAUAGCUUGUGUUCUCCCGUACCAUGAGACAAGAAUAUUUGUGCGGGUUAUACAGCUCCUAAAAAUUAAUAAUCCAAAGCACAAAUGGUUCUGGUUAUUGCCAGUUAAGCAAUCUGGAGUGCCCUUAGCUAAAGGAACUUUGAUUACCCACUGCUACAAAGAUCUUGGAUUCAUGGAUUUCAUUUGCAGUUUGGUAACAAAAUCUGUGAAGGUUUUUGCUGAGUAUCCUGGGAGUUCAGCUCAGUUGAGGGUUCUCUUAACUUUUUAUGCUUCUACCAUCGUGUCUGCCUUGGUGACUGCUGAGAACAUAUCGGACAAUAUAGUUGCUAAGCUAUUUCCAUAUGUCCAAAAGGGAUUGAAAUCAUCUUUACCAGAUUACAGAGCUGCAACGUAUAUGAUAAUAUGUCAGAUUUCUGUGAAAGUGACCAUGGAAGAUACCGUCGUCAAUUCAUUGGCCUCACAGAUCAUCAAAACAUUGACGAAAACCCCCUCUUUGAUCAAGGAGGGACUGGGUUGCCUGAUAGUGCUGCUGCAGAGGCAGAAGCCAGAUAGUCUAGGGAAAAAGCCAUUUCCUCACUUGUGCAAUGUUCCUGAUCUUAUUACAAUACUGCAUGGGAUUUCUGAAACAUACGACAUCAGUCCUCUUCUGCGGUACAUGCUUCCGCAUCUGGUCGUCUCCAUCAUUAAUCACGUUACAGGAGAAGAAACUGAAGGGAUGGAUGGUCAAAUCUACAGGAAACACUUGGAAGCUAUACUUACACACAUAUCACUGAAGAACAACUUAGACCAUUUGUUGGCUAGCCUUCUUUUUGAAGAGUAUAUUUCAUAUAAUUCACAGGAAGAAAUCGAUCCUAAUAAAGCAUCUUUGCUUAAUGAACAGUUUCUUCCACUUAUCAGACUUUUAGAAAGCAAAUAUCCUAGAACGUUAGACGUUGUCUUAGAGGAACACCUAAAGCAAAUUACAGACCUAAAAAAACAAGAACUUUUUCACCAAUUUAUCUCUCUUUCUACAAGUGGAGGGAAGUACCAGUUUUUAGCAGAUUCCAAUACCUCCUUGGUGCUCAGUCUGAAUCACCCACUCGCCCCUGUGAGACUUCUGGCCGUUAAUCAUCUGAAAAAUAUCAUGAAAACAUCAAAGGAGAGUAUCGAUGAGUCUUUCAUAAAAGAAGCUAUUUUAACCCGAUUAGGUGAUGAUAGUAUAGACGUCGUUUUGUCGGCAAUAAGUGCUUUUGAGAUUUUCAAGAGCCACUUUAGUCCAGAAGUGACUGUUUCAAAUCUUCUGAAUCUCUUUCAAAGAGCAGAACUUUCAAAAAAUAGGGCAUGGUAUGAGGUCCUUGAGGUGGCAGCAGACAUACUGAUUAAAGAAGAGACGCUGAGUGGAAACGAUGAGUUGGCAAACCAGGUGGUGGUGCAUCUGCUUCCAUUCAUGGUCGUUGACAGUGAUGACCUGGAGUCGGCCGAGACGAAGCUCGCUAUUUAUUUAUCCAAGUCAGGAAUUUGCUCUCUGCACCCUGUGCUAAGAGGCUGGAAAGCAGCUCUUGAAAAUGUGAUUAAAAGCACAAAAUCCGGCAAACUAAUUGGUAUAGCAAAUCAGAAGAUGAUUGAGUUGUUGGCUGACAAUAUAAAUUCAGGGGAUCCUUCUUCGGUGUUAAAGCUGGUGGAGGAUUUAAUCAGCGUUGGGGAAAAGGAGUCCUUUAGCCUGAAGCAGAAAGUGACUUUUCACGUGAUCAUGGCCGUGCUUGUCUCUUGCUGUUCAUCUUCAAAAGGAACUCACUUUCCAUUUGCGAUAAGAGUCUUCAGUUUGCUGCAGAAAAAAAUAAAGAAGCUGGAAAGUGUCAUGACUGCAGUGGAAGUGCCCCCGGAAUGGCAUGCUGAGCUGGUGCUGGACAGAGGGGUGCCAGUGCAGCUGUGGGCACAUUACAUCCAGCAGGUCCGCACUGCCCAGAGGAUUGCCGUGGAGGACUCGGUGUUACUCCUGUUUUCGCUGAAAAACUUUAUUCAUGCACUGAAGGCGCCUAAAUCUUUUCCUAAAGGUGGCGUGUGGUGGAACCCUGACCGCCUGGAGGAAGACGGCAGAGACUACCUGCGCUUGCUCGUCGGGCUCUUCGAGAUCAUACUCAGUGGGGCCGACAGCACGCACUUCAGGGUGCUGAUGAAGCUGUUCAUGAAGGUACAUCUAGAAGAUGUUUCUCAGUUAUUCAAGUUCCUUUCUGUUGUGUGGACCUAUGGGUCUAGCCUUUCAAAUCCACUGAGCUGCCGCGUGAAGACAGCGCUACAGACUCAGGCCCUGUACAUGGGCUGUGCAGUGCUGGCCUCGCAAAAGCCCCAGAGCAAAGCCCAGCUGGCCUCCAUGUCUUCCCCAGUAGUGGCAUCUCUUCUUCUUAACCUGGGGAGCCCCAUAAAGGAAGUCCGGAGGGCGGCCGUUCACUGUCUGCAGGCCCUUGGGGGCGUGGCCUCCCAGUUCCACCUGGUGAUAGAGCACGUGACUCCCAAAGCAGAAGAGGUCACCUCAGAUGCCUCCUACGUCAUCCAGGAUUUGGCUACUUUGUUUGAGGAACUACAGAGAGAGAAAAAACUGAAAACUCACCAGAAGUUGUCUGAAACUUUGAAAAACCUGCUUUACUGUGUAUCUAGUUGCCCAUCUUAUGUUGCAAAAGAUCUGCUGAAAGUGCUUCAGGGGGUCAACAGUGAGAUGGUGCUUGCUCAGCUGUUGCCUAUGGCUGAGCAACUGCUAGAAAAGAUCCACAAGGAGCCCUCGGCUGUCCUGAAAGACGAGGCCACUGUCUUGCAUCUCAUCUUGGGAAAAUAUAAUGAAUAUUCAGCUUCUCUGUUACAUAAGGACCCAAAGAGUUUAGAUAUAUUCAUAAAAGCUGUGCACACCACGGAGGAACUUUUUACGGGCAUGCCAUCCGUUCAGAUUACAGCCCUCGAAAAGGUUCUGUACCUCUCUGAGACAUGUACCCCAUUUCCUGUGCUCUCUGUAUCUGCACUGCAGAUUGAGGUCGAAGAUGAGUGUGGCCACCGAUUUUGUUGCUCUUUUGCAGAAACCGUUCCCAAAGCGCCAUCUCCUCCAAGCGAAGCCGCAGGGGAGAUGCUGCAGGUGUUCAAUGUGGACGCUCACACGGGCAAGCAGCUGCGGCACCUCAAGUUCCUGUCCGUGUCCUUCAUGGGCCAGCUCCUGGCUUCCAGCCACUUUAUCAGAAAGGUCGUUGAAAGCGGUGGUCCUCAGGCUUUAAAAGGCCUUGAACAAAGUUUGCUGGAGGCGGUCCUCGGCUACAUUAAUGCCGUUGCACAGUCAGUGGAGAAAAACGCAGACAAGCUAACUGGGAAGUUUUGGCGAGCGCUCCUCAGUAAAGCUUACGACAUGUUGGACAAGGUCAAUGCCUUGCUGCCCACGGAAACAUUCAUUCCCGUGAUUAGAGGGCUGCUGGGCAACCCCCUGCCGUCUGUCCGCCGGAAAGCGAUGGACCUUCUGAACAACAAGCUGCAGCAGAAAGCGUCCUGGAAGAAGAAAACCGUUUACCACUUCCUCAGACUGGUUCCAGUCCUUCUAGCCAUUGUGCAGCGUAGAAAAAAGGGGGCCGAAGAACAAGCGGUUAACAGACAGACAGCUCUGUACACCCUGAAGCUUCUAUGCAAGAAUUUUGGUGCGGAGAAUCCAGAGCCUUUCAUCCCGGUGCUGAACACGGCGGUGAGACUGGUCGCUCCGGAGAAGAAGGACGAGAAGAACGUGGUGGGCAGUGCCCUGCUGUGCGUAGCAGAGGCGGCCUCCACCCUGGGGCCCCUGGCUGUCCCACAGCUUCCCAGCCUGAUGCCCUCAUUGCUGACAACAAUGAAGAACACCAGCGAGCUGGUCUCCGGCGACGUCUACCUACUCAGCGCCUUAGCGGCCCUGCAGAAGGUGGUUGAGACUCUCCCCCACUUCCUCAGCCCCUACCUGGAAGGCGUCCUGGCACAGGUGAUUCAUUUGGAGAAAAUCACGCGUGAAAUGGGUGCAGCCUCCCAGGCGAAUGUCCGUCUCGCGUCUCUGAAAAAGACACUGGCCACCACUCUGUCCCCCCGCGUCCUGCUGCCGGCCAUCAACAAAACCUACAAGCACACCCAGAAGGACUGGAGGAACCACAUGGGUCCGUUUAUGAGCAUCUUGCAAGAGCACAUCGGGGUCAUGAAGAAGGAAGAGCUCACCUCCCAUCAGUCUCAGCUCACCACGUUUUUCCUGGAGGCCCUGGACUUCCGGGCACAGCACCCUGAGAAUGAUCUGGAAGAAGUUGGAAAAACAGAAAACCAUAUCAUCGACUGCCUGGUAGCUAUGGUUGUCAAACUUUCCGAAGUCACAUUCAGACCCCUGUUUUUCAAGCUGUUUGAUUGGGCCAAGACAGAGGACGCCCCAAAGGACAGACUGUUGACGUUUUACAACUUGGCGGAUUGCAUUGCCGCAAAACUGAAAGGGCUCUUUACUCUGUUCGCCGGCCACUUGGUGAAGCCUUUUGCUGACACCUUGAACCAGGUGAACAUCUCCAAAACAGAUGAAGCGUUUUUUGACUCUGAAAAUGACCCUGAAAAGUGCUGCUUGCUCUUACAGUUUAUCUUGAGCUGUUUACAUAAAAUCUUCCUUUUUGACACCCAGCACUUUCUAAGUAAAGAGAGAGCAGAAGCCUUGAUGAUGCCUCUGGUGGACCAGCUGGAGAACCGGCUGGGAGGAGAAGAGAGGUUCCAGGAGCGGGUGACGAGGCACCUGGUCCCCUGCAUCGCCCAGUUCUCGGUGGCCAUGGCCGACGACUCCCUCUGGAAGCCCCUGAACUACCAGGUCCUGCUGAAGACGAGAGACUCCUCGCCCAAGGUUCGAUUUGCGGCCCUCAUUACCGUGCUCGCACUGGCGGAGACACUGAAGGAGAAUUACAUGGUCUUGCUGCCAGAGUCCAUUCCUUUCUUAGCUGAAUUGAUGGAAGAUGAGUGUGAAGAGGUGGAGCAUCAGUGCCAGCGGACAGUGCAGCAGCUGGAGGCCGUCCUGGGGGAGCCGCUGCAGAGCUACUUCUGACCGGGGGAGGGGUUCGCACUCUGUUCAGAGUUCGGAUUUAUAUUUUAUAUUUUUAUUUGGGGUGUUUGGUGCCAUGUUCGUUUUGGUGCCUUCACACCAACGUGGACUUGACAAGAUUCCUCCCUGGUUUGUACUCCAUCCAACCCCUCCUGCCAUCUGUACAGAAUUGCAAAGAGUAAAUGACACGUGGUGGUUUGAUACAGGCGGCUGUGUUGUUUCAACGUUUAUUAGUCCUUCCUGACUGUGCUGGUACAGCAGGUCUCAUCCUCCCGCCCCAGCUGACCAUACCCACUGGACUGCAGGUGCAACCCUUAGCUCUUCGGUAAAGGAAUGUCUUACGCACCCGGUAGCCAGGUCAGAUUCACUCAAAGCAGUACAUUUUCUUCACUUCAAGAAAGUGAGUUAUUCGGCUUUCAACAAGAAUGCUUUUGACCGUGUAAAGCCAUUUGGGCUUUUAGUUUCAUUUUGGGUAGAUAACACUCAGCCUUGAUUUUUUGUGUGCCCAUAGAGGGCAGUAGUUCUGGAAUGUAUUUUUCACUCAGGACAAUGAUUAUCUCCUUUAUCUUUCGGCCUUUCGCGCGGGCGGAGGGAGUGGAGGCUACAGGCUGUUUCUAAAACAGCUAAACCUGACAGAUGCACCAACCGGAAGCCCCCCACCUCUCCCCCACUUCCACCCGCCCCAGGAGUAGGAGGAGGACUUUCCCACUGGUGGUAACCAAGAAUCACUUGUAUGAGAGAGAAUCGCAUUUUUUUGAAGUUCUCUAAUCCUUAUAUGAUGUCACAGUGACAGUCGUGACAAAGAAGCAAAAGGCUGACAUGCAGUUUAGAGACACAUAUAUUCUCUUCAAGGAAAGUCUUAGUAAGAUUCAGUCAUAAAUGCUAAUAGCUUCACUUCAAAAACAUCUUAAGAUUUUGUAUUCAGUCCUUUGUUUUACAAUCUCCAUGUAAAAUGAACUAUUGGACUUAGAGGAAAAUCUCAGUCAUGCAAACUUUCAGGAAGAAGAAAAAUAACCCUGGGAUUCUAGAGUCUUCUUGCCCUCCCGCCCCCAUCAAUGUUUUUUGAGUUUGGCAAGACUUGGCAUAAUAAACUAACAGGAAAAUGUGGGAAAGAAUGCUAAUAUAUAUUUAUAUAUAUAUGUAUAUAUUGGUAAUAGUAUUCUUUUCUUUUCAGUAUAUUGGUAUUAAAAAAUAACGAAUAUCUGUUAUGAAAAUGCUCCUCAAUCCUGGCAGAAUCCAGCUCAGCAAUUUAAUAUGACAAAUGAUCUGGCUGAUGUAGCUUUUUACCUCCCCACUCCCAAGCCUCUUAAAUUUCCUGAAACAAGAUCUGACAUGUAAGAAUUCUGCAAAGAAUUCUGCCAACUCGUUUCAAAGAAUCAUAGGAAAAAUUACAGAAAUGCAACACUUAACUUGCUGAUACAGGUUUGAUUUAAUCACUCAGAUAGAACAAUGUUUGAUCUCAGCCUAGUGAUGGACUAAUCUUUGGAAAAGCAGAGAGGCGGUGUCGCUUUGCAUGCAGACAACGAACAGGUGUUUAUGUUGCCUCUCUACGUUGGUCUAUUUCACUUUCUGGUAGGGCCUGUUUCAUAAACAUUAAAUCAAUUCUUAACUUUGCUUUGUGACCCAUAAACAUUUGCAAAUUGAAUUCCUCUCACUUCUACCUUAAACUCUCUGUACAGGUAUGUGCAGACCUUUAACUCCCCCUAAAUUCAU
Molecule: messenger RNA, 7268 nt
Organism: Myotis brandtii (Brandt's bat)
Lineage: Eukaryota; Metazoa; Chordata; Mammalia; Chiroptera; Vespertilionidae
Gene: HEATR1
Product: HEAT repeat containing 1
Exons: 37
Coding region: 129-5558 (1809 amino acids)
Biological process (GO): positive regulation of transcription by RNA polymerase I; maturation of SSU-rRNA from tricistronic rRNA transcript (SSU-rRNA, 5.8S rRNA, LSU-rRNA)
Cellular component (GO): t-UTP complex; 90S preribosome; small-subunit processome
Molecular function (GO): snoRNA binding
Source: RefSeq, a predicted model, not a curated record